Molecule: messenger RNA, 1796 nt
Organism: Juglans microcarpa x Juglans regia
Lineage: Eukaryota; Viridiplantae; Streptophyta; Magnoliopsida; Fagales; Juglandaceae
Product: RNA pseudouridine synthase 3, mitochondrial
Exons: 9
Coding region: 237-1652 (471 amino acids)
Biological process (GO): pseudouridine synthesis
Molecular function (GO): RNA binding; pseudouridine synthase activity
Source: RefSeq, a predicted model, not a curated record
CUAAAAUGUUCUCUAUCUGCUCUCUUGGUCUCCAUCCUCUGGCAACAUCGAAAGAACUCGGCGCCGGAGAGGCUUCCCUUAUCCUCCAAAGCGUUGAUGCGGCGGUACGGUGCGGUGCCGUAAGCUGUCAAAGAAACCCAUCACUGUCGUAGAAGAGAUUGCACGGUUCCCUAAAAGAUUCGACACCGUUUCUUAAAAAUUAUACGUUCUAAAAGCUGCUUAGCAUAUGUGAGAAAAUGUGGAAAACUAUUUUUCAUCGGCUUGUUAUUAUCAGGCACUACUCUAGGAUCUCUCCUCCGCCACCCGCUUAUGCUGAAUCAGUAAUCCGGGUAUCCAACAACAUUGCCAAGUUGGGUGGACCAAAAGAGGGUCCGAAGCCUCGGCAACUCCUGUCUUUGCCUCCAUUUCCUAGUCACCCCUUGCCCGUAAAGAAUUCGGCCAGCGGUCAACCUGGUCGCGUCACUGCUAUCAGCUGGGUCAAGUAUUAUUUUGAUGAGAUCCCCGGCUCUGCAAUUUCGUGUCAUUUCAACAAAGGCCUUGUCCAGAUGGAAUGCCCAUGUUCGAAAGACUCAUAUGUUGACGAGGAAGGACAAAUGAAACCGAUGAGAAAGAUCAAACAUAAUGAGGUCAUGGAGGCCGGGGCAAGAGUUUAUAUACCUGUAUCGGUUGCUGAGACGAGGAUUUCUAAGAGAUUUGACACUAUACCAAGUGGGACACUAUAUCCAAAUGCGGACGAGAUACAGUACUUGCAAAGGCUUGUCAAGUACAAGGACUAUGCUAUAAUUGUGCUAAACAAGCCCCCGAAACUUCCAGUUAAGGGGAAUCUGCCAGUUCAUAACAGCAUGGAUGCAUUGGCAGCUGCUGCUUUGUCUUAUGACUAUGAUGAGGGUCCAAAGUUGGUUCAUCGUCUUGACCGAGAGCAGAGUGGCCUUCUCUUGAUGGGGAGAACAAAAGAAAGUGUAGAUCAUCUUCAGUGGCUAUUCAGUGACGUUAAUAAAGCAAAUUCCUCCUGUAAGGCUUGGAAUGAUGCAUGUGAAGCAACAUAUCAAAGGUACUGGGCUUUGGUCAUAGGCUCACCCAGGGAAAAGGAAGGCUUAAUUUGUGCUCCUCUUACAAAGGUGCUUCUUAAUGAUGGGAAGACUGAGAGGGUCAUCUUGGCUCAUCAAUCAGGUUUGGAAGCUUGUCAAGAGGCCAUAACUGAAUACCGUGUUCUUGGUCCAGUGAUAAAUGGGUGCUCAUGGAUUGAACUACGUCCACUUACUAGCCGAAAGCAUCAGCUCCGUGUCCAUUGUGCUGAAGCUCUUGGCACUCCAAUUGUUGGUGAUUAUAAGUAUGGUUGGUUUGUUCACAAGAGAUGGAAGCAAAUGCCUCGGGCUGAUAUUGAGCCAACAACUGGGAAAUCUUACAAGUUGCGAAGGCCAGAAGGGCUGGAUGUUCAGAAGGGAAGUGUUUUGUCUAAAGUCCCUUUGUUACAUCUGCACUGUAGAGAGCUUGUACUUCCCAACAUCGCAAAGUUCCUUCCGGUAUUGAAUCAAAAGUCAGAGAACCUGCAUCCUGCACUUAGCUCGAGGCCAGAUCUCCUUCGGUUUGUGGCAUCAAUGCCAUCCCACAUGAAAAUUAGUUGGAAUCUUAUGUCCUCCUAUCUGGUAUAAGGAGGCAUGAAAGUUUUUGUUCUGUAGAGCAAUGUAUCUUACUAUAGAUCGAUUUUGGGGGUGAACUCCAACUGUUUCUGUAAUUUUAAGUUGAUAUUAUGAUUCUGAAGCUUUGUGAAUUAGAUUUCAAUAGUAGUUUCAUGC